AGCAAGCCUGGGUCGGGGCGGACCCGAGUCCGCGUGUGUAAGCUGCCGGAAAUGACGCACUGCCCUGCUGGCGGUGCGGAAGUGGUGAUGGCGGAGCUAUACGUGAAGCCGGGCAACAAGGAGCGCGGCUGGAACGACCCGCCGCAGUUCUCAUACGGGCUGCAGACCCAGACUGGUGGACCCAAGCGCACGCCGCUAACCAAGAGGGUCGCCGCGCCCCAGGAUGGAUUCCCCAGAGUCCCUUCUUCAGAGACUUCUUCUGGGCUUUCUCCAAUGGGGCCUCCACCUCCUUCAAGUAAGGUUUCCAGGCCUCCACUUGUGGGGAGUUGUCCUGCCUCCGAUGUGGAGCCCACAAGUGUCCCAAUCAUAGAGUCUGAGGCUGUGAUGGAGGAUGUGCUGAGACCUCUGGAACAGGCAUUGGAGGACUGCCGGGGCCAUACAAGGAAGCAGGUAUGUGAUGACAUCAGCCGGCGCCUGGCACUGCUUCAGGAACAGUGGGCUGGAGGGAAGUUGUCAAUGCCUGUAAAGAAGAGGAUGGCACUACUGGUUCAAGAACUUUCAAGCCACCAGUGGGAUGCAGCAGAUGACAUCCACCGCUCACUCAUGGUUGACCAUGUGACUGAGGUCAGUCAGUGGAUGGUAGGAGUUAAAAGAUUAAUUGCAGAAAAGAGAAGUCUGUCUUCUGAGGAAGAGACCAAGGAAGAGAAAUCUGCAGCUACAACUAAGGAGGACCAGGCUAUACCAGGCUUCCAACAGGCUCCAUAAUCCUUGGGGCUCUCUAGACUCACCUCACACCAUCUCUGUGUCUUGGUGUGGGAGGGCUUUCUCUUACUUGACUCCCUUUUAUCACCAGGGAGAUUUUGUCCUGUUGGGCCUGACCCAAGAUCCUACCUGGGCUACAGGGAGGUUACUUAUAAGCAUUUCAAUAAAAACAUAUCAGUGGUAGGCACUGCGUAGGAGAGAUGAGCCCUUCCUGUGCCAAACUCAUCCCUUCUGGUGUUGACUGUCCCAAUACCCUGCAAACCUCUGCUGUCCUUUAUCAUGAAAGGCCAGAUUGCUGCCUGCCACUUUUCUCAAAAUUAGACUGAAAAGCACUAUCACCUGCUAUGUGGAGAACAGAUUCAAAUAGCAUGGGGACAUUUUUCCCUCAAGAAAAGGAAAGACUCUUCUUUUUGCACUAUAUCAGCUUUGAGAUAUACAUAUGUGUGUGUGUACACACACACACACACACACUUACUUUACAGAAAUUAGAACCAGGGAGUUUCUCCUGUGUAAGUUGAAGAAAAAAAAAGACCAUAUUACUAAGAUUUAUGAUCAUGACUCACCAAGCAAGUUGGUGCCACAUUUUUUGAUUUCACUGUGAAACCUAAAGUCUCUUUUAACCCUCAAUAAACAGAGUUGGUAGGAUAGUAGGUUUGAGUAUUGGAAUGGGGAUUGAUAUUCACAGGUAGGAAAAAAGGCAAGGGGAGACUAGAGAUGGCUAUAAGCUGGGAUAGUAACUCUCUUUUGGGAGUUCUUCUUAGGAAUGGACAGAGGCACUGCUAGGGAGGCCUAGUUCCAAGAAAAUGCUUCCUGGAAAGAAAGGAACAGCCCUUGGCAAGGACCAGGCUAUUGCGGAUUAUGGUUUGGCAACUCCUAUAGCUUGCCUUAAGCUCUAAUUGCUGUUGGAAGCAGGC
This is a messenger RNA of Castor canadensis (American beaver), 1676 nucleotides long. RefSeq names its product steroid receptor RNA activator 1 (gene Sra1). The record is from RefSeq and is a predicted model, not a curated record. NCBI's taxonomy places the organism in Eukaryota, Metazoa, Chordata, Mammalia, Rodentia, Castoridae. Gene Ontology annotation, biological process: regulation of transcription by RNA polymerase II. Gene Ontology annotation, cellular component: nucleus.